This is a messenger RNA of Megalopta genalis, 1530 nucleotides long. Its product is annotated as protein Loquacious. The record is from RefSeq and is a predicted model, not a curated record. Lineage: Eukaryota; Metazoa; Arthropoda; Insecta; Hymenoptera; Halictidae. Gene Ontology annotation, molecular function: siRNA binding; double-stranded RNA binding. Gene Ontology annotation, biological process: regulation of regulatory ncRNA processing; siRNA processing. Gene Ontology annotation, cellular component: nucleus; cytoplasm; RISC complex.
AUCUAUAAGAAGUAUACACUAGUGGCGCCCUCUAUGUAGUCCUAACAUCAGACUAAAAAAAUAUAACAUUUCUUGAUCAAUCGAUAUCUUGAAGCAUUGACUGGAAACAUCGAUUUUAUAAAAUGAUACAUCGAUGCAACAUCGCUUAUCGACUCAUCGGCCGAUGUAGCAAGGCAAACGUGACCUCGUGCAGUUCUUAUACUUUUUUGGUAGCUGUAAUAAAGAAGAACGUAGAAGUGUAAUUGAUCUGGAAUAUUCUCAUAGUCUAACAUUAUGAGUAACAUUAAGACGCCUAUAUCAAUUUUACAAGAAAAACUUAUAAAAUGUGCUAAUUCUUUACCUGUGUACACAGAAAUUGCUUCUACAGUUGAAUUUCAAGAAACUAAAUUUACUAUUCAAUGUAGUUGGAAUGAAUAUAAGGUAAAAGGUGUGGGAACCACCAAAAAAGAAGCUAAACAAAGUGCUGCACAAGAAAUGAUCAAUUUAUUAUGUUCAAAAGGUAUAAUAUCCAUUCCAUGUGCAACAACUGAAAAUGAGAAAAGAGAUGAAACACCUAAUUCAGAAUGUAAUUUACAAAGUUCUAUGAACUCUAGUAAUUCUUCUGCAUCUUCACAAGGAGCAUUUGUAAAUUAUGUGGGGUCUUUAAUGGAAUUUUGUGUUGCAAAUAAGUUACCAGAGCCUUGUUUCAAUAAUGUUUCCUCAAUUGGAUUACCUCAUAAUUUUACAUUUACAAUGAAUUGCUCUGUUGGUUCUCUAUGCAAAGAAGGGUCUGGAAACACAAAGAAAGUUGCCAAACAGAAUGCAGCUAAAGAAGUUUUACAAAAUUUAAAGGUUCGUAAUGCAAAUAUUGUAGAUGAACUGUGUGUACAAUAUAAAAAUUUAAAGUUAAUCGAGCCCACAUCUAAUACUGACGAAAUGACCAGAAUGACAGAUAUAUAUAUGAAAAUCAGAAACGUAACUGCUACAUCUACAAAACAUUUACUAGUUAAGGAUUAUCAUCUUGCCUUAAUGGACAAAUGUAAAAAUAUUUUAGAAACGCAGAAGCGUGACUUGGAACUUGGACAUGUAGUGCAAAGGUGUUACACAGAAGAUAUAUCUGUUAUAAAAUCCAUUAUUAAAAACAUUUUUGACAUACCUGUGAAGACUGUUCAAAUUCGAUCAAAGAAUCAUAAGCAAUGUAUAGUUGGAGUUCAGUUGAGAAUUGUACCUCCGAUCCUUCAAAUUGGUGUAAGCGCAACUUUUGAACAAGCAGAACAGGCAGCACUACAUAAACUGGUUGAAUACAUCAUUAUAUUCAUGAAAUGAGUCAUGGCGGGGAUUGUAUAAUUUGUUUUACAAUUAUACACAAAACUGAAUACAUACAAGCUAUACAAAGUCUUAUCCCUAAUACUUGAUGUAUUGUAAGAAGUCUUAUUCAGCAAAAUGUAUAUAUUGUGUAUUCAUUUAAGUAUAAUAUGUAUUAAGUGUAAUAUGUAUUUUCACUGUAAGGUCCUAAUAAGUAAUAAAUUAUUAUUUUUUUAAAUACUCGAA